Molecule: messenger RNA, 1508 nt
Organism: Pocillopora meandrina
Lineage: Eukaryota; Metazoa; Cnidaria; Anthozoa; Scleractinia; Pocilloporidae
Source: the annotation of a GenBank genome assembly
AUGUCAGUGAAGCAAAUUUAUUACUCAGAGAAAUACUACGACGACGUAUUCGAGUACAGGUAAAGACACUAAAAACUCGCUACCUUCCUACCUACCUUAUCUCUUCAUUCUAGAUGGUUCGUAAGCUGGUUUUGAAGCGAAAACCAACACAGUCUAAUACAUCUUGGCAAAUUUUACUUCUUACUUGCUCUUGUUUCAAACGAAUUAGUCUUCUCUCCAAUUGUCGUUGUUACAAUUUUGACUUGGAAGAGGCACCAACUAAUACUCUCUAACUACUGUAAGUUGUCCAGUUUGUUUCAUUUGGGAAAAUAUCUGAAUAUAUAACUGUCGUUUAAAGUCUUGUGUUGUAAGAACAGAUCAGUUUAGGCGAAGGUUCAUUAAAAAAAAAAAAAAAAUGGCUACGUUUCCUUUUACGCGUCGCCCCGUGAAAAUGUAAGUUUUUUCGUUAAGACCAACUGGUGUUGAUCAUUUGGUGCCUGCUUUUCUAGACAUGUCUUGUUGCCGAAGGAAAUAGCCAAGCUUGUCCCAAAACGGCAUCUUAUGUCAGAAACCGAAUGGCGAAGUCUUGGUGUUCAACAAUCUCAGGGUUGGGAACAUUACAUGAAACAUGACCCUGGUGAGUUUUAGAUUUUGUUACGUACUGCACGGUCUUAAUUUGUGGCUCAUAAAAGUUUACAGAGCCUCUCAGAAACGCAUAUACAGUCUGGUCUGGUCAGCAUUCACUUGCAAAGUGUGACGUUCAUCCUCUCUGAAUUUUCUUUAAACUUGAAAAAUUAGCAAGGAGAGCUCUGUUUGUAAUUUUUGACCACAAAGAGUAUAUUCUCUCAUCUGCUUCCCCCUCAAGAGUUGUAGACUCUAUGCAAUUAAACCUCUCUUAACAGAAGUGAAAAGAAAGUUCUUCAGCUGAAUUAAUUGCAAGCAAAUAUAUGGAAAUAUUUUGAAAAAAACAUUUGACAGAAAGGGAGAGAAACUGUCUUUUCCAUGGUUGUGGGUAUGUGUUUGACCCUUAGAAACACAAUCCUCCAAUAAUAUGAGAAUAUUUUGCACUAUUAGUUUUACAAGUUAGAUGGAAUGAGUUGAAUGUAUACUAUUUCUCCUUGCUGUAUGAAUAUUUUCCAUGUUUAGCACUAAAUUGUUAAAUCUACAGGAAAGACGUACUUCAUGUGGUCAAAUGAGUAUUGAAAAAACCUCUAUUUUGCUGGGAUUGAAAGAAUUUUUUGCAAUGCUUAAGAUCAUCAACUUUCAUUACAAUUUUUUAAUGAAAUUUGUCAGGCUUCAUUACUUCUAUUACUUUAAUUGCACUGCACCUGCAAUGAUCAUUUUUUUCCUUCAUUAUCAAGUUUUUGGGACCAGUUUAAACAGGUCAUUAGUACUAUACAGGUCUUUUGAAGCUUUGAGGGGCUGGGGAACUGGGUACAUCCAAAAUUCUACUUAUGAUUGACUGUGUAUUUUCAGAGCCUCACAUUUUGUUAUUUAGAAGAGAAAGGACGGAUCUGCGUAAGAAUUAG